UCUCCAAAUCCGCCCACGCGAUCGUCCACUGCUACUUUCCCCUCUCAAUGCUUGGAACCUCUUUCACUCAACUACUGUCGAUGUCCCUCUGACGACCUUACUGGCUUCUACUUUCGGCUUUUUGUCAAGGAUACCGGGCUUCUCGCCCACCUCUGCCUUCCUAUCGCCAUGAGAUUAGCGGCAUAUACUGGGGCCUCAGUGGCCCUAGCCACGGGCGUUUUUGUAAAGGCGCUUCAUCAGAGGGCGAACUUUUACUCUGCUUGCGUUUACCUUUCCCAGAGCAGCGCCAAUCUCAUGAUACUUACAAACGUAUGCCUGUUAGCGGCUGGCUUCCUUCUUUUUUGGCUUCAACGCCUCCUUUACGGCCCCUUGCGACCCAUUGAGACCGAGCAGUUGUACGAGAAGGCAUGGUUCGCGGUUACGGAAACGUGUCUGGCCAUGACAAUAUUUCGCGGGGAGUUGGGUGGCUGGUUCUUGGUAAUGUUUGUGUGCCUACUCGUUGGGAAGGUUUGGGGCUGGAUUGGAGAAGGCCGUGUGGAAUUUCUGGAACAGCAACCUCCAGCUAAUCCUCGCUUGUUCCAUACUCGGCUUGCAAUCUCCCUACUCCUAUCGGUCUUGUUCAAUUCGUUCAUGCUAAAGUACUGCGUUCGGACUGUUCUUGAACAAGCACGUCCGGACAUGAUGGUCAUGUUCGGCUUUGAGUUCGCUAUUCUCACCAUUUUAUCGAGCUCGACUGCUGCCAGGUACUCGAUCUCUCUAGUAGAAAUUUAUGUGAACCAUCAACAACUGAAGGCCAAGAUCGAGGAGCGUCGCCAGGAGAUUCGAGCCGCCAGACAGGAGGCCAUUCGCCGGAGUGCGCAAGCGGGAGAACUCUCGCCACCCUCCAAUUUGCCCGAUGAGAACGAUAUCAAUGAGAUGGAACUUGAUGUUGCAGGGUGGGAAGAAAAAGGCCGAUGGGUUUUCUACCUCGAUCUACUAACCGACUUUCUGAAGUUGACGGUGUAUCUCACUUUCUUUGCCAUUCUCUUCACUUUCUACGGGCUGCCAAUUCAUAUCCUGCGCGACGUCGUGGUGACAAUUCGCUCCUUUGGCCGAAGAAUUAUGGAUUUCCUCCGGUACCGCAAUGCAACCCGUGACAUGAACGAGCGAUAUCCGGAUGCCAGAGCGGAGGAGAUCUCACGAGAAGAAGUUUGCAUUAUUUGUCGUGAGGAAAUGACACACUGGCAGCAACCUGCGGAAGGAGCUGGGCAGCCGAGAGGGCGGGUUUCCGAGAGGCUACGUCCAAAGAAGCUCCCCUGUGGCCACAUCUUGCAUUUUGCCUGUCUUCGCAGCUGGCUGGAACGACAACAAAAUUGCCCAACUUGUCGACGUCCAGUCAUCGCGCCGCCUAGUCACCGUGGCCACCCAGGUGCCGUGGUGAACGAUGGGCAAGGCAACGGGGUUGCUGGAGGACUGCAAGGGUUUCCUGCUGGGAAUCAGCCCCCUGGCAGGAAUGUACCUGCGGAUGGCUUGCCAAGGGCUCGUGUAUACCAGUUCGGACCCUUCCGGAUCGGGUUCGGCGCGGGCAGAGGAGACCUUUUCCACAACCUCCACCAGCAAAUUCAUCAAGGCAACGCUCCCUUGCAACCAGUAAAUAAUGGCAAUCCUGGAGCUAGGCAGAUUGGUUUCGGUUUUGGUUUCGGGCGGCCUCCACUGCCACCAACCAACUACCCCUCGCCGGCCCCUAGCAACGUCUCUAACAUGCAAAGCCACCUCUCACAACUGGAACAACAUAUUAUGCAAGAAAUCAACAAUCUCCGAGUAACCGCUGAACAGCUUCAUUUGGUACGCUUGUUACAGGCCGAGCUUCAGCGGCUCCGGAAUCUCCAGAAUACUCAAGCAAACCCCUUGGAUCUGUCCAAUGAUGUGUCUCAGAACCCUUCCAUUCCUUCGUCAUCCACAAUCACAACGACCCGCCGACAAUUUAUAUCAGACCCCGGAGCACCAGCCAUGGCCGCUGGCGAUAUUCGACUUCCAGAGGGACUAAGCCUUCCUCCAGGCUGGUCACUUCUUCCCCUUCACUCGGCUGAACAGAGGUCGGAUGGAAUGGCAAACCUGACACCUACCCCGACUGUUCCUGAGACAGACCCACCAGCACAGCCUUCUGGUCAUAUUCCUCAAUCUGAGACCUCCGCUCCUGUAGGGAAUACGGUUAAUGUAAGCCGGGAUGACCAAAGCCCUACUAUACAGAUGGAUCCUAGUUCUCAUGCACCGCCUGAUUGGCGGUCAGCAAUGGCUCCGGCAGCGUCAAAUGAUGAUACCGAACCAAUGUCUGAACAAUGGACAGAGGUGACUACUGAGGCACCGCUUGAAAAGACCAGCUCUUCGCCCCCUGGAAAUGCUGAGGACGACUAUCAGAGAGAUGAUGGUGUGGCAGGAGAGGGAUCAUCGUCGUCACCGUCUAAGGGCAAAGCGCGGGUGGCAACAGUGGAGGAGGUCGCGGAUGAUGAGACGUGACUUAGGGUUUCCCUCUAGAGCUUUCUUUCUUUUUACUUGAAGUACUUUC
Aspergillus alliaceus is the source of this 2545-nucleotide messenger RNA. It is a transcript of the gene hrdA, whose product is annotated as E3 ubiquitin-protein ligase HRD1. Gene Ontology annotation, cellular component: cytoplasm. Lineage: Eukaryota; Fungi; Ascomycota; Eurotiomycetes; Eurotiales; Aspergillaceae. The transcript has 3 exons. Bases 169 to 2496 code for a protein of 775 amino acids. The record is from RefSeq and is a predicted model, not a curated record.